Messenger RNA from Penicillium cinerascens, 402 nucleotides. RefSeq lists its product as uncharacterized. Gene Ontology annotation, molecular function: allantoate transmembrane transporter activity; dipeptide transmembrane transporter activity. Lineage: Eukaryota; Fungi; Ascomycota; Eurotiomycetes; Eurotiales; Aspergillaceae. The record is from RefSeq and is a predicted model, not a curated record. The coding region runs from base 1 to 402 and encodes 133 amino acids. The transcript is spliced from 2 exons. Gene Ontology annotation, biological process: tripeptide transport; dipeptide transport; allantoate transport. Gene Ontology annotation, cellular component: plasma membrane.
AUGCCACCCUCUACAUUGCUUUUCUUGAUUCUCGGUGCUGCCACUGCUGCCUACGGAUUUGGGCUUUUUGCCUUUCUACCCGACUUGCCAGCAAAUGCGAUCUUCUUCAACAAGACCGAGAAAGCGAUUGCCCGGCAACGAACGCUCAAGAACAGAACCGGUGUCAUAGAUACUGGAAAGUUCAAAUGGAGCCAAGUGCUGAUGGCCAUCAAAGACCCUCAGACCUGGUUUCUGGUGCUAUACAUCCUUUGCGUGAAUUUUUGCAAUGGCGGUAUCACUAGUUUCUCGUCCAUCAUCAUUACUGGGUUUGGAUACGGCAAGCCCAAGGCCCUUCUGGUCCAGAUGCCUAUUGGGGCUGCAAAGCUUGUCUUUCUUCUUUCAACCUCCGGUUUUGCGACAUAA